This is a messenger RNA of Ilex paraguariensis (yerba mate), 636 nucleotides long. The record is from the annotation of a GenBank genome assembly. NCBI's taxonomy places the organism in Eukaryota, Viridiplantae, Streptophyta, Magnoliopsida, Aquifoliales, Aquifoliaceae.
CUGAACUAAUCCCAUGUGGACUAGGAUACCUAAACUAACUAAAAAUCUAAAAGCAAAAUAAUAACAAAUGAAGAAUAAGAAACUUAGAGAAUGUGGGUUAAACUGCGACAAAACCUAGCACCCAUUAGAGAUAAAACAUCAGCUGUAGAAGACAUGGAAGAUUACGAGGAGAAUGAUUCAAACCGUGCAUGCAGUCCUUGUGGAUGUUCAUGGCAAGUUUGCUUCACAAGUCACCCCAAUAACAUCGGAUCAUACAUACUCUUGCCCAAGCAGCAACAAUGGGAGGGGUCCAAGAUGAUGAUAGUGAGGCAGAUCUCUCAGACGUUGGCGCGGCCUAAAUGGAAGAAUUUUGUUAGAAGGUUUAGUACUAGUAUUGUGAGUGACCAGAACAAAAGAGGUUGGAAGAAUUUUAUUACUAGUGCGAGUAUUGCGAGCAACAAGAAAAGAAGAGGUUGGAAGAAUUUUAUUACUAGUGCAAGUAUUGCGAGCAACAGGAAAAGAAGAGGGCAGUUUCAUUACGAUCCUCGAAACUAUGCCCUUAAUUUUGAUGAUGGCACUGAUAUAGAAAUAGACCGUGCAUGGCCUAAUACCGCGGCUCAACUUCCAGCCCCGCAGCAUAACACAAGAACUUUGUAA